AUGGCUUCCCUAAACUCUCAACCAUCUAAGAAAGGAAUACGCAACCCUGGAGGUUCUAAUAAUUCUCAACCUGCUCGAAACUCCAGUGGCCAAACUGUGAAAUUUGCAAGGCGAACAUCAAGUGGGAGGUAUGUUAGUUUGUCGAGGGAAGAUAUUGACAUGUCUGGAGAGUUAUCUGGAGAUUAUACAAAUUAUACAGUACAUAUUCCUCCCACACCGGACAAUCAACCCAUGGACACGAAUAUCGCCACCAAAGCUGAAGAGCAAUAUGUUUCUAAUUCUCUCUUUACCGGUGGAUUCAAUAGUGUAACACGGGCUCAUCUCAUGGAUAAGGUGAUUGACUCAGAGGUAACUCAUCCUCAGAUGGCUGGAGCCAAGGGCUCAUCAUGUGCUAUGCCUGCUUGUGAUGGCAAGGUAAUGAAGGAUGAGAGAGGAAAAGAUGUAAUCCCUUGUGAAUGCAGGUUCAAGAUUUGCAGAGAUUGCUAUCUUGAUGCACAGAAAGACACUGGUUUGUGUCCAGGUUGCAAAGAGCCAUACAAAGUUGGAGAUUUUGAUGAUGAUGAUGUUAAUGAUUUUUCUGGUGGCGCUCUGCCAUUGCCGGCUCCAGGUAAAGGGGAUAACAAUAACAUGUCCAUGAUGAAGAGGAACCAAACUGGGGAUUUUGAUCACAACAGGUGGCUGUUUGAGACUAAAGGAACUUACGGCUAUGGUAAUGCUUUUCGACCUCAAGAUGAUAUGUAUGAUGAUGAUGGGAGUGAUGGGUUGCAAGGAACAAUCAUGGACAACGCAGAUAAGCCUUGGAGACCUCUCAGUAGGAGACUUCCAAUACCAGCUGCCGUCAUCAGCCCUUACAGGUUGCUGAUUGUUAUCCGGUUGGUUGUGUUAUGCUUCUUCUUGGCUUGGAGACUUAGAAAUCCAAAUGAUGAAGCCGUAUGGUUGUGGCUUAUGUCAGUGGUGUGUGAGGUAUGGUUUGCUUUCUCUUGGAUCCUCGAUCAAAUUCCUAAGCUCUGCCCAGUUAACCGAUCUACAGAUCUUCCGCUUCUACGCGAUAAAUUCGAUUUGCCAUCACCGUCCAAUCCUACUGGGAGAUCUGAUCUCCCUGGAGUUGAUUUGUUUGUAUCGACAGCUGAUCCUGAGAAAGAACCUCCACUUGUCACUGCAAAUACGAUUCUUUCUAUUCUAGCAGUUGAUUACCCUGUAGAGAAGGUGGCAUGUUAUGUUUCUGAUGAUGGUGGUGCUCUACUAACAUUCGAGGCAAUGGCUGAGGCUGCCAGCUUUGCGGAUUUGUGGGUUCCAUUUUGUCGGAAGCAUGAUAUUGAACCAAGGAACCCUGACACAUAUUUCAGCUUGAAGGUAGACCCGACCAAGAACAAGAGCAGGUCUGAUUUUGUGAAGGACAGGAGAAGGAUAAAGAGGGAGUAUGAUGAGUUCAAGGUUAGAAUCAAUGGCCUUCCUGAUUCAAUUAGGAGAAGAUCAGAUGCCUUCAUCGCAAGAGAGGAAAUGAAGAUGUUAAAGCACAUGAGAGAGAGUGGUGCUGAUCCAAUGGAUCCAAUGAAGGUCAACAAGGCUACGUGGAUGGCGGAUGGCACUCACUGGCCUGGAACAUGGGCUAGUCCUACUCGCGAUCAUUCAAAAGGCGAUCAUGCUGGAAUUCUCCAGGUGAUGUUGAAGCCACCAAGCACUGAUCCCUUGCUGGGAACUGCUGAUGAGAAGCUCAUAGAUCUUUCGGAAGUAGAUACCCGGUUGCCCAUGUUUGUAUAUGUCUCGCGAGAGAAACGUCCAGGUUAUGAUCAUAACAAGAAAGCUGGUGCCAUGAAUUGUCUGGUUCGAGCUUCGGCAAUAUUAUCCAAUGGCCCAUUCAUUCUCAAUCUUGACUGUGAUCACUACAUUUUCAACUGCAAAGCUGUUCGUGAAGGAAUGUGCUUUAUGAUGGAUAGAGGUGGGGAAGAUAUCUGCUAUAUUCAAUUCCCACAAAGAUUUGAAGGCAUUGACCCUUCUGAUAGAUAUGCCAAUAACAAUACUGUUUUCUUUGAUGGCAACAUGCGAGCCCUUGAUGGUGUACAGGGUCCAGUUUAUGUGGGAACUGGCUGCAUGUUCAGACGUUUUGCACUAUACGGGUUUGACCCACCAAAUCCAGACAAGCUACUGCAAAGAAAAGACGCAGAGACAGAAGCACUGACGACUAGCGACUUCGAUCCUGAUCUUGAUGUGAAUCAGCUACCUAAGCGAUUUGGAAAUUCAACAAUGCUAGCUGAAUCUAUACCCAUUGCAGAGUUCCAAGGUCGCCCUUUAGCAGAUCAUCCUGCAGUUAAGUAUGGACGACCUCCUGGAGCUCUCAGGGUCCCCCGUGAUCCCCUUGACGCCACUACAGUCGCUGAAGCUGUUUCUGUCAUUUCUUGUUGGUACGAAGACAAGACUGAAUGGGGUGAUAGAGUGGGCUGGAUUUACGGUUCUGUGACAGAAGAUGUGGUGACGGGUUACCGUAUGCACAACCGCGGUUGGCGAUCAGUUUAUUGCAUCACCAAACGUGAUGCCUUCCGUGGCUCAGCUCCGAUUAAUCUGACCGAUCGUCUUCACCAAGUGCUCAGAUGGGCAACAGGCUCUGUGGAAAUAUUUUUUUCAAGAAACAACGCUUUGCUUGCUUCGAAACGCUUGAAGUUACUUCAACGUCUGGCUUAUCUCAACGUCGGAAUCUACCCUUUCACCUCCUUAUUUCUCAUCGUCUAUUGCUUUCUACCUGCGCUUUCACUUCUCUCCGGUCACUUCAUUGUGAAAACCCUAAGCAUUUCAUUUUUAGUUUACCUACUAACAAUCACUAUUUGCCUUAUUGGGUUAGCAUUACUGGAGGUCAAAUGGUCUGGUAUAGGACUGGAAGAAUGGUGGAGAAAUGAACAAUGGUGGCUUAUCUCUGGAACAAGCGCUCACUUAUAUGCAGUUGUGCAAGGUAUUCUCAAAGUCAUUGCUGGGAUUGAAAUUUCCUUCACAUUGACUUCAAAGUCCACAGGAGAAGACAACGAUGAUAUAUAUGCAGACUUGUAUAUCGUAAAGUGGUCUUCAUUAAUGAUCCCUCCAAUUGUUAUCGCCAUGAUUAAUAUAAUAGCUAUUGCUGUGGCUUUUUCUAGGACAGUUUACCAGACAUCUCCACAGUGGAGUAAAUUUGUGGGAGGAGCUUUUUUUAGUUUCUGGGUGUUGGCUCAUUUAUAUCCUUUUGCAAAGGGUUUGAUGGGGAGGAGGAGUAAGACACCCACCAUUGUUUUUGUUUGGUCUGGUCUUAUUGCCAUUACACUUUCAUUGCUCUGGAUUGCUAUUAACCCACCAGUAGGAGGUGCAGCACAGGCUGAUGGGGUUGGAGGUGGAGGUUUCACGUUUCCAUGA
Carica papaya (papaya) is the source of this 3375-nucleotide messenger RNA. RefSeq names its product cellulose synthase like D4 (gene CSLD4). Gene Ontology annotation, biological process: cellulose biosynthetic process. The record is from RefSeq and is a predicted model, not a curated record. NCBI's taxonomy places the organism in Eukaryota, Viridiplantae, Streptophyta, Magnoliopsida, Brassicales, Caricaceae. Gene Ontology annotation, molecular function: cellulose synthase (UDP-forming) activity. Gene Ontology annotation, cellular component: membrane.